Messenger RNA from Aureobasidium subglaciale EXF-2481, 1020 nucleotides. RefSeq lists its product as uncharacterized. The coding region runs from base 1 to 1020 and encodes 339 amino acids. Lineage: Eukaryota; Fungi; Ascomycota; Dothideomycetes; Dothideales; Saccotheciaceae. The record is from RefSeq and is a predicted model, not a curated record. The transcript has a single exon.
AUGGCAGUCCACUCGGAGUUUGUUGUAAGAGGCGAUCCCAAGUCAACACACGUGCAGGAUGAAGCUCUCCAACCAUUUCUGCAGCCUCGAUUCGACCCGGCCGACUACCUGAAUGCCACCUUACCUGCCUUGACUUUCGCCAACUUCACCAAAGACCGCGUUUCGCUCGCCGAACUAUCCACACAAACUCAGACGCUCAUCUCGCAACUCAACGUGCAGACGUCACGCCUCACAAACACGCUCAACCAGCUCACCGAUGACAUACUGAGGAGUGGCAGCAGGCUUGCCUACCAAGUCGAGAUGCUUCGGGGAGAGACUGCUGGCCUGACCGAUGCUCUAAACACUUCGCUCCGACCCGACAUGGCUCUGUUCGCUCCUCAGCUUCUACACCAAUCUACACAAUCCGACAGCGACCAAACUUCUCCUGACCAGCCUGCCGUAUCGACUUCGACGCAACCUACCGAACCAGACUACAUCUCCAAGCUUCGCACACUCGUCAUGGUUCGCCAACGUCUUGACUCCGUCAUCAAAGUCUUCGGCGAGGCCAUGGCAUGGCCUAUUGCUCCCUCUGAUCUGGUUUCAUCCUCGUUCAUUUCGGUAUCUGCACCUGCUGCCGGAGGCCCAGAAGAGACGCGCAAUCGUGAAGAGAAGGCCAAGGAACAUGCACAAAAGCUACGCGACGAGGUUGUACAGCUGCUACAGACUGCCGUAUCAGCAGACGAAGGUAUCGCCGCUGCAAUAACGAGGAUUGACGAGUUGAGGGACCUCUCUAUCAUCUGGAAGGGCACUGCUGAAGAGAAGGCCAGAGCUCGUCAGAUAGAUGCCCUCGAGAAGAUCGUUGAAGAUGAGCAAAAGGCUCUCGCUCGUAAGGCAGACGCAAAGAAGCGUACAGCCUCUCCCGCGACAAUUGACUACAGAAACAAUAAUGCCCCUGAGUCUACGCGGACAACCAACCAGGGCAGCGGCUACGGAUUCAUGAGCAACCUGCGCCGAAUCAAAGACGACAUUUAUCUUGAUUGA